Molecule: messenger RNA, 1473 nt
Organism: Dioscorea cayenensis subsp. rotundata (Guinea yam)
Lineage: Eukaryota; Viridiplantae; Streptophyta; Magnoliopsida; Dioscoreales; Dioscoreaceae
Exons: 5
Coding region: 1-1473 (490 amino acids)
Source: RefSeq, a predicted model, not a curated record
AUGGUUUCAGUACCCAAUGCUGAACUGUUUACAAUAAGAAUCGGUUACAUCAAUGAUGGGGUACAAAGAUUAGCGGGCUACGUGGAUUACUGUUGUGCUGAUCAGAUUUCAAGGUUAGAGUUGAUAAGUAUGGCUAUGGAGUUUGACUUACCUAUUGAGGGUUGUAGUAUUUGGUGGGUUGACAGUGGUGGUGAAAACAAUAUGCUAAAAGAAAUUAGUACUGACUUAGAUGCUUUAAGAAUGGCCGAGUGUGUAACUUCUACCAGGGAGGUGCAUGUAUAUUUCAAGAUUGCCAAUUCAGAGUUUGAUCUAGGUUCAGACAGUGUUAAUGCUAGCAAGGGAAAAAUGUCCAUGCUGAAGAACAGGAUCUUUAGUCUUGAUUCUGAUGGAGAAGCCACAGAAACCUUUGAAAAUCCUAGGGCUAUUAUAGAUGUGAAUGUACAACCUAGCAGAGUUGGCAGUGAUGUUGGUUUGGACUCAAAUUGUGCAACAUCUGAUGAGUUACACUCUUGUUCCUCAGCUGAUGAGGAUGAACUUGGCAAUAGUAAUCCUAGAUACCCUGAAUUUAAUGAACAUUGUGACAUGAGGAGCCCUGAUUUUAAGAUUGGUAUGAAGUUUGGUAGCUUCAACCAAUUCAAAGAGCCAGUAAGGAGUUACGAGAUUAAAAAUAGGUAUGAGAUGAAUUUCAAUCCAAAUGAUAAAAAAAGAUGCAGAGCAUAUUGCAUGAAAGGUUGUCCUUUCUAUCUUUGGGCUUCACUCAUGAUCAAAGAUGGUAGCACAGUGGAGAUAAAAAGUGGGAAUUUAAAUCAUGAGUGCAGUAGGGAUCACACCAAUAGGCAUGUAAAUGAUAAGUGGAUAGCACGAGUUUAUUUGGAGCAAUUCAGUGCAGAUCCUACCUGGAAGAUUCAAGGCAUUAUUCAGGCAGUAAAGACCAAUCAAGAAAUUGACAUUAGCAGGCUGAAGGCAUAUAGAGCUAAGUCUAUUGCACUUAGGAUUAUAGAUGGUGAUGACAAGACUCAAAUUUAUAAGUUACUUGACUAUAGAUUGGAGUUGUUGAGGACCCACCCAGGCUCGACCAUCAAAUUCAAAUGUCAUGCAAGGGUGUUCCAAGCAAUGUAUGUUUGCUUGGCACCGCUCAAAGAAGGGUUUCUUACGGGUUGCAGGCAAAUCAUUGGAGUUGAUGGUUGUUUUCUGAAAGGCAUUUAUGGGGGCCAGCUAUUAACUGCAGUGGGGAUAGAUGCAAAUGACUGCAUCUACCCCAUUGCAUGGGCAAUCGUCAAUAAAGAAAAUAAAGAGAAUUGGAAGUGGUUUAUGGAGCUUUUGACCGAAGAUUUGCAAAUCACAAAUAGCUUCCACUGGUCGUUCAUGAGUGACAGGCAAAAGGAUGCAUUGUAUAGUAUGCUUAUCAUGUGUUCUGUUUAUUCAAUUGAUGGAUGUGAAACUUACAUGUUCUUUUUUAUUGAUGACCCAUGA